Molecule: messenger RNA, 722 nt
Organism: Ichthyophthirius multifiliis
Lineage: Eukaryota; Ciliophora; Oligohymenophorea; Hymenostomatida
Product: zinc carboxypeptidase family protein, putative
Exons: 5
Biological process (GO): proteolysis
Molecular function (GO): metallocarboxypeptidase activity; zinc ion binding
Source: RefSeq, a predicted model, not a curated record
AUGGGUACUUAAAUAUAAUAUUACAAUACUUAAUGGAGUACAAUUUAGAAUAUGUUUUCUACUGGUCCUAUCGUUGCCAAAAAAAAAAAAAAAAUGUUUUUAACUUAUUUUAAAUAUAAAAAGGAUGGAUUUUUUGAUUAAUCUACGACACUUGAUUUAUAUAGAAGUGUCUAAAGAUAAUUUCAAUAGUUAGCAUGUCCUUUAGAAAGUGUAGGAAAUACAGAGGAAAAUCGUGAUAUUUAUUUAACAUGUUUAACUUUAUUAGAUAAAAAUAACGACUUAAAUAACUAAUAAGGAGUUUUUAUAAAUAGUUUACAUCACGCUAGAGAAGUUAUGUCACUUACAAUGCAACUUUAUACAUAUGCAUAUUUAAUUUAUUAAUAUUUUUAGGGGGAUUAACAAACAAUUGAUUUUUUAAAAAAUAAUGUUAUUUGGUUUAUUCCAGUUGUUAAUGUUGACGGAUAUGAAAUGUUAAUAAAAAUCGAAAAAUAGUGUGAACAUAAUGUAUUGUAAGGAGUAGAUCUAAAUAGAAACUACGGGACAGCAUUUGGAAUUGAUGAUAUAGGAAGCUCUCCGGAUCCUUGCAAUAUUAUAGCUUUUACUCCUGAAAUUGGAUAUAUGUAAAAUGGUUUUUAUCCUUCUCAAAAUAAAAUUAUUAAAAGCCUAGAAAUUAAUUUACCUCCUAUAAUGUAUAUGAUAUAUAAAAUGAACCAUGAUCCAAU